AAUUUUCUGUUGACACUGUUUAUAUAGGAGUUUGCCAUUUUACCCUUUAACCAGUAUAAGUUUACCUUCAAACCAUAUCAGCUUAUCCUAUAUAUCCAUAGUCGGUGUAUAAUAUAAUCACAUAAUCCAUAAUGAGUUCGAGAUAUUCAGCUGUUGGUGCUCAUCAAAGAGACCUAAGAACACAAUUGUUUAGUUCCCCUCAAGGUAUAAGAACACCGCCAUCCAGAACUACUUCACCAUAUGAUCCAACUCCAACUGUCACUGCCAAACAUAAUGAAUCAUUUUUACUGAGUUUAGAAUCCCAAAAUAAUGAUGAAAUGGAUUCAAUGGGUCAAAAAGUGGCUUUAUUAAGGAAUUUAGGUGAAAAAAUGGGGGUUGAAAUAAAUAAAUCAUUAAAAUUAAAUGAUGAAAUAACAAAUCAAUUUGAAAAGGGGAAGGUUACCUUAAAGAAAACAUAUAAUCAAAUGGUAUUGAUGAGUCAAAGAGCAGGUAUAACGUGGAGAAUGUGGUUACUUGUAUUCCUAAUUAUAUUCGUUUGUUUCUUCUAUGUUUGGAUGUUCUAAGACAGAUCACAGAUCAGUGUAUCAUUUUAUCAAUCAAUCAAUCAAUCAAUUCAUCCAUCAUCUACUUUAACGAAUUCCUUGCAUAUUUCUUUACUUUAAUGGCAUCUUCUUAAUUCAGUUCUUCUUUUUACUAUUAUAUUUACUAAAAGGACUAAUUUUUUUACUU
Scheffersomyces coipomensis is the source of this 729-nucleotide messenger RNA. RefSeq lists its product as uncharacterized. Bases 132 to 563 code for a protein of 143 amino acids. Gene Ontology annotation, biological process: endoplasmic reticulum to Golgi vesicle-mediated transport. The transcript has a single exon. The record is from RefSeq and is a predicted model, not a curated record. Lineage: Eukaryota; Fungi; Ascomycota; Pichiomycetes; Serinales; Debaryomycetaceae.